Messenger RNA from Zootoca vivipara (common lizard), 3025 nucleotides. RefSeq names its product riboflavin kinase (gene RFK). Gene Ontology annotation, cellular component: mitochondrion. The record is from RefSeq and is a predicted model, not a curated record. Lineage: Eukaryota; Metazoa; Chordata; Lepidosauria; Squamata; Lacertidae. Gene Ontology annotation, molecular function: riboflavin kinase activity. Gene Ontology annotation, biological process: riboflavin biosynthetic process; FMN biosynthetic process.
GCCUGCCUCCUUCGUCGCCUCGGGUCCCCGCUCUCCUCGCCGCGGAAAGUCCUUCCGACCGCGGCGCUCACCGCCCACCCGCUGCCGUGGGAGCCGGAUCUGGCCGCCUCCGUGGCCGCGCGGGGCUUCGCUCGGCUCGCGGGCGCCAUGAAGAGCCUGCCGUAUUUCUGCCGCGGCGAGGUGGUGCGCGGCUUCGGCCGGGGCUCCAAGGAGCUGGGCAUCCCCACAGCUAACUUUUCUGAGGAAGUGGUUGAUAGCUUCCCAUCUGAUAUCUCUACUGGCAUAUACUAUGGCUGGGCUUGUGUUGGAAAUGGAGAUGUGCAUAAAAUGGUUGCAAGCAUAGGCUGGAAUCCAUAUUACAAGAAUGUUAAGAAAUCGGUGGAAACACACAUCAUCCACACCUUUGCAGGAGACUUCUACGGAGAAAUACUUAGCAUAAUUAUUGUUGGAUACAUAAGACCAGAAAAAAACUUCAGUUCUUUAGAUGCACUAAUAGCAGCUAUUCAAGACGACAUUGAAGAAGCUAAGAAAAAACUAGACUUGCCAGAACACCAGAAAUUAAAAGAAGACAACUUCUUCCACACUGCUACUGUUAGCAACAUAGCUAAUGGUCAUUGACUGAUGCCAUUCCUUAAUUUUCACUGUAUAUUGCACUAAUUUUAGUGGCUGUCCUUUAGAGAAAAAAAACUGUAACCAGUAUUCCUGUGAUUUAGGAGUUCUGCUUGUAUUGGUAUUGAAUUAAAAUAGUUAGGCAAAAGUAACUUAUUAGUCUACAUAUUAUAAUGGCAAGUUAGGAAAAAAUGGCAAGUUACCCAGAGCAAUGUAACACUAUUACUAUUACUAGGUCAUCCAAGGUCAGAAACAGUUUUCUUAAUGUUGACAGGUAAUUUGUAAAUGUUUUUAAUGAUGGUUAGCUAAUCUUUAAGUGAGCAUCAUUUUCUUAUUUUAAAGGUCAAAGCAAUCAUGCCAGAAGCUCUUGUAGUGAGGGGAAUCCAAUGGUAAAGUACUGUAAACUUCUCUUUUGGAUACUUGGUUUUUAUUUGUUACAUAAUUAAAAAUGGGUUGCAUCCAGGGGGAAACUAGUUACAUUUCAGGAUAUAUUUAUAAUGAAGUUUGUCUGCUGUACUUGCUUCUCAAAUAGGGUGCAAAGACCCUGGUUUCCAGAGAAGCAUUUGAAACCAGAUAAAUCAGAAACUUUUAAAUAGCAAAAACACAUUUCAGUCUUUGUCUCACCAUAUAUAUAUGCACAACUUAACUUUUACAAAAUGGAUUCUAAAAUAAAUUGAGUUUUCAGUGAUGAAUAUACCUUACUUAGAAGAUGUAUGGGGCUUGCUUUGCUGCUAUAUAAAUUUGGCGGUUGCCUCUUGGUGAAAUGUUUGUGCAUAAGCACUGAUUAGCUACAUUGCCUGGUUAUAGAUUAAAUAUGGUAUAGCUUUGAUUUAUGACUUGCGUAAUAUAUGACUUGCCUACAACUUUAGUGAUACACAUAUGGUGGAAAGCAAGGGGGAUUGGCCUAAGCAACGUUUAGCUUUUGCAGAAACCUAAUUGAUAACAGAAUUGUGUCUAAUUCUGAUUCUAUGUAAAACCUUCUUUUAGAAGUACACAUAGUAUACUUCAAAUUUUUUGAAACCUUUUAUGUUAAACAUGACCAAAGUCCUACAAUGAAACGUUAGACUGCUUAGAAAAAAUGUGUUGGAAUGUAAACCUUUGGGCAUUUGUGCUGUCCCAGAAAGAGCCUAAAUUAAGAAUAAUGCAAUUUAAUUGUAGGGAGCUAAAUACAUAGCAGUUUUCACAUGGUUAAAUGUGUAAACAUGUUUGUUGGCAGUGAAAUUGCAGCGGGAAGCCCUGCUAUGCAUAUGUAUUGAAGAUAUACAAAUGAGUAUGCAAACUGAACGUGCACUUGAAGAUCAUACUUUUUCCAGACAGGUUGGAAAUAAAUGCAGGGCUUGUCAUUGUGAUCUUGAUGCCUCCUAUGUGUUUAUUGUAUCUAUUUUUUUGUGGGAAAAGUGCUUAUAUAUUUCGGAAUUUUCCCAUUGUGUUGAUUUGCAAAGAAACCUCUAGUCUCCUUUUGUCAUUGUUGAAAUGUCCCAAUAUCCAUAUCUGAGUGAUGUAGCUAAGUUUAAAUAUUCUGGUUUUCUUCAACUAACUUUUACACAAAGUACACCCAUUGAAAUGAAUGGCUAUAACUAAUUUGGGUCCAUUAAGUUGCAGUAAAAGAUAGAUGAAUACUAACAGUUUUUAAUAAUAUGUCCACUAUUCUUCGUGCCGCCCAUGUCCCAACAAUUAGGCUUUCUGCAUUUUUAAUAUAUUAGAUAUUCAUGAUUUGUGCAUACCACGGACUUGCAAGUUCUCUGUGUAAUGUGUAUGUUCUAGCAUGCAGUUAGCAGGCCUGUAGCAGCAUGUUUCUGCUUCUUCCAGCUUCAGGGUUGAGCAGCACAAAAUUAGGUGGACUUUGUCUGGGAUUUUAGAGCCAGAAAAAGCCAUUUUUUCCUACUACAACGUUCUGUAGUGCCACAUGGGAAAAAUCCCCUCUCUGGCUCAGGAGAGGAAAAGGAGGCGCCAUGCCAUGUCAAGCUGAACUAUUACUUCUGGAAAAUAGGUUUGUGGAAUCUUACCCCACAAUACUUUAAAUGUUAGCAGUUGGAAGUAAGCAUACUAUCUGACAGGUGAUAAUGUAAGCUUAACAAUCUGAGGACUUGAUAAUGUUGCUACCUAUGAUUGUUUGCCAUUUGGGUUGUCUUUAGAAAUGAGUGCCUUCUGGAAGGGUUUAUGAGUCUUGAGCAUUUGAAUGAAGAGAAUGUAGUCACAGAGUACUUUAAUUUUGUGGAAAAACUGCACUAUAAAGUAUGAACAGGAAAAAUGUUCAUUGUUCAGGCCAGAUAAAAAUACAUGCGUGUAUGAAAUCAUUUAUUGAAUUCUAUCUUUUUAUAUACCUGUAUUUAAGAUGAUUCAUUUAAAAUUUACCACUGUAAUUUUAUUAAGGGUUUUAUUUUUCUACUCAUUUCAACAAAUAAAAGUAUGGAAA